Leptonychotes weddellii (Weddell seal) is the source of this 2052-nucleotide messenger RNA. NCBI's taxonomy places the organism in Eukaryota, Metazoa, Chordata, Mammalia, Carnivora, Phocidae. The record is from RefSeq and is a predicted model, not a curated record.
CCCCGACCCCGUGACUUCACCUCGGCGUGUCCUCCCCGACCCCGUGACUUCACCUCCGCGUGUCCUCCCCGACCCCGGGACUUCACCCCGGCGUGUCCUCCCCGACCCCGUGACUUUAUCUCAGUAUGCUCUCCCUCCUGACUUUGCUUCAGUGUGCCCUCCCGACCCCGUGACCUCAUGUGCUCUCUGAUCUUGUGACUUCUCAGUGUGGCCCCACCUCGUGGUUUGCAGUCUCUGACCACCGAAGGCCUCCGUGCUCAGUGCCCAUGGCUGGGCAGGCCCGGUGGCAGCAUAUUCAUUAGAUGAGGACUGGGGGGCCUGCGUGUUGACCGGCGUGCCCCAGGCACCUGGCAGGAACGACGGGCUCUCCCUGCUCUGAGAUCGUCCGGGCCCUUCUCACCAGCACCUGUGGAUUUGCUGUGCCUGUGUUGGCCCUCUGGGCCCCUGGGUGCCGCUCCCCGCCCUGGGCCCCCGAUGCUGCUUUCUCCUUCCAGACUGCCCCCUGUCUGUGGUGGUCCCCACUGACUCUGGCUUUCUCCACUCGAAGGAAGCUUGUUUCUGAUGAACCUGCUGACGGCUAUCAUCUACAAUCAGUUCCGGGGCUACCUGAUGAAGUCUUUCCAGACCUUCCUGUUCCGGAGGCGGCUGGGAGCCCGGGCCGCCUAUGAGGUCCUCUCCUCCAUGAUAGCAGAGGGAGAAGCCCACCCUCAAGAAGUCGGGGUGAAGCCCCAGGACUUCCUGCAGGUGCUUCAGAAAGUCCAGCUGGACAGCUCCCACAAACAGGCCAUCAUGGAGAAGGUGCAUUCCUACAGUGGUGACCUGUUAUCAGCUGAUGAGUUUCAGAAACUCUUCAAUGAGUUUGACAAAAGGGUGAUUAAAGAGCCCCCACCGCGGCCCGAGUACCUGUCUCCCUUCCUGCAGCGUGCCCAGUUCUUUUUCAGCCACCGCUACUUUGACUACCUGGGGAACCUCAUCGCCCUUGGGAACCUCCUGUCCAUUUCUGUGUUCCUGGUGGUAGACGCAGACGUGCUGCCCGAGGACCGUGAUGACUUCGUCCUAGGGAUUCUCAACUGUGUCUUCAUCCUGUACUACCUGCUGGAGCUGCUGCUGAAGGUGUUCGCCCUGGGCCUGCCGGGGUACCUGGCCUACUCCAGCAACGUGUUUGAUGCGCUCCUCACCAUCGUCCUGCUGGUUUUGGAGAUCUCAACUCUGGCUGUGUACCGAUUCCCACACCCAGGCUGGAAGCCAGAGAUGCUGGGCCUGCUGUCGCUGUGGGACAUGGCCCGACUGGUGAACAUGCUCAUCGUGUUCCGGUUCCUGCGCAUCAUCCCCAGCAUGAAGCUAAUGGCCAUGGUGGCCAGUACCAUCCUGGACCUGAUCAGAAACAUGCGGGCUUUCGGCGGGAUCCUGGUGGUGGUCUACUAUAUCUUCGCCAUCGUGGGCAUCAACCUGUUCCGCGGUGUCAUCGUGGCUCCUGGAAACGGCAGCCUGGCCCCUGACAACAGCUCGGCAACCUGCGGAAGCUUCGAGCAGCUGGAAUACUGGGCCAACAACUUCGAUGACUUUGCGGCCGCCCUCAUCACUCUGUGGAACGUGAUGGUGGUGAACAACUGGCAGGUGCUCCUGGAUGCCUAUCGGCGCUACUCGGGCCCGUGGUCGAAGAUCUACUUCGUGUCGUGGUGGCUGGUGUCGUCUGUCAUCUGGGUCAACCUGUUUCUGGCUCUGAUUCUGGAGAAUUUUCUUCAUAAGUGGGACCGCUGCAGUCACCUGCAGUCCCUUGCUGGGGACUCGGACACCACCUAUCAGGGGAGGGUAGAGCUCUUGUUUAGGUAUGUGGACGAGGAAGGGGCUUCUGCUCUGGGGGGAGGAGGAAGGGUGGGGCUGGCGCCGCGCGGCGCCGUGCAGGCUGUGCUUUCGCGCUCGGGGCGGCAUGGAAGCCCGGACGCCCGCAGAAGGGACGAGGGCGCUGCUGCCAGCGACUCCGCCGGACUUCUGCUGGGAGGUAUGGUUCUCUUCGAUGGAUACUUAACUCGAACGUGCUCCUCCUUCUAA